This is a messenger RNA of Knipowitschia caucasica, 966 nucleotides long. NCBI's taxonomy places the organism in Eukaryota, Metazoa, Chordata, Actinopteri, Gobiiformes, Gobiidae. The record is from the annotation of a GenBank genome assembly.
AUGGGAGAUGUUCCUGAUAAUGCACCUGAGCAUUGCCCAGGGACUCAAAGUGACCAGGCUGGUAAAGCCUCAUCAUGCGCUGGUUGUCCCAAUCAGCAGCUCUGUGCAUCUGGAGCCACAAAGGCCCCAGAUCCAGCUAUAGCAGAGAUCGGUGAGAAGCUGUCCAACGUGAAGCACAAGAUCCUGGUGCUGUCGGGGAAAGGCGGAGUGGGAAAGAGCACGUUUAGCGCACACCUGGCUCACGCACUGGCUAGUGACACCUCCAAAGAGGUUGGUCUGUUGGAUGUAGAUAUAUGUGGCCCUUCACUUCCCCGGAUCAUGGGUUUGGAAGGAGAGCAGAUUCACCAAAGCGGUUCUGGAUGGUCUCCUGUUUACGUAGAGGACAACCUUGCCGUUAUGUCCAUCGGCUUCCUCCUCGACAGCCCGGACGAUGCUGUGAUCUGGAGAGGGCCCAAGAAAAAUGGGAUGAUAAAACAGUUUCUACGUGAUGUGGACUGGGGCGACCUGGAUUACCUCAUUGUGGACACGCCCCCUGGAACUUCUGACGAGCACCUGUCAAUCGUGCAGUACCUGAGCGCCACUAGUAUCGAUGGAGCAGUAGUCAUAACCACGCCACAGGAGGUGUCACUUCAAGACGUGCGAAAAGAGAUCAGCUUUUGCAGGAAAGUCAAGCUGCCCAUCAUCGGAGUGGUGGAGAAUAUGAGUGGCUUUGUCUGCCCCAAAUGCAAGAACACGUCACAGAUUUUCCCGCCCACGACCGGAGGAGCAGAGGGCCUGUGCUCAGACCUGAGCCUGCCACUGCUGGGGAGGGUGCCCCUGGACCCCCGCAUCGCCCGCAGCUGUGACGAGGGCCGCUCCUUCCUCUCGGACGUGCCAGACUCCCCCGCGGCUCAGGCCUACCAGCAGAUCGUUCAAAGUAUCCAAGACUACUGCUCCAACAGGGAAACUGCACAGACGGCCACAUGA